Colossoma macropomum (tambaqui) is the source of this 3544-nucleotide messenger RNA. Its product is annotated as hyaluronidase-5-like. The transcript is spliced from 5 exons. Gene Ontology annotation, molecular function: hyalurononglucosaminidase activity. The record is from RefSeq and is a predicted model, not a curated record. Gene Ontology annotation, cellular component: acrosomal vesicle. The coding region runs from base 500 to 2035 and encodes 511 amino acids. Gene Ontology annotation, biological process: carbohydrate metabolic process; hyaluronan catabolic process. NCBI's taxonomy places the organism in Eukaryota, Metazoa, Chordata, Actinopteri, Characiformes, Serrasalmidae.
GACCUAAAGAUUUUUGUGGUAGUAUUCCUUUCUGCGGAGAGUCGGGUGGACCUAAAGAUCUCUGUGAUAAUAUCCCGUGCUGUGGAGAGUCUGUAGGACCUAAAGAUCUCUGCGAUUGUAUCCCGUGCUGUGGAGAGUCUGUUGGACCUAAAGAUCUUUGUGAUUGUAUUAUGUGCUGAGGAAUAUUGGUUGGACCUAAAGAUCUCGGGGUGGGGUGUCUCUGUACGAUCUGCCGCUCCACCUUAAAUCCUUAGCAGUCAGUGCUACAGUGCCUAAGGUGGAGUGGAAGGGUUCAGUGCUGAGCUGUGGCUGCUGUGUCAGUGGGUGUGGGGGUGAGUGUGCGGAGGCUGCUGAGCUGGUAAAUGAGCUGAAAUGUUGGGUGUGUUUGGUUUCAGAGCCUCACUCUCUCUCCAAGGACUUCUCCAACGGUUACCUGCUGGGAGAAGUGCUGAGCAGGUACCAGCUGCAGCAGGACUUCCAGAGCUUCUCCACCAACAGCAUGGGUAAAGUGGUGAUGCAGGGCCAGCCAGGGGCAGCCACUCGCCUGCUUUACCAGAUCUACAUCCUUUUACAGAAGAAGAAAAGAUCAGGCGUGAUGGAGAUCAUGCAGCCCGCAGCCACUGCCAGACUGCACUGCAUAGAGAACCACAUCUCCACUCAGGGUGCAACAGUGUGUCAUUUCAGUCAGCAGUGGGGAGGAUCUCCUAUUUGCCUGUCCAUCUUCAUCCUCUUUCUGAACUGUUACCUCAGCACUGCCUCAUCUCUGCCCUUUACGGCUGCACCUCUCUUUACAGACAGACCCUUUGCAGUCAUAUGGAAUGCACCCACCCAUGUGUGCAAGAACCUCAACAUCUCUUUGGACCUUUCUGUAUUCCAAGCCGUAACCACCACAACAGGUGAACCUGAUCAGUUUCUUUUCCUCUUCUACACCAAUAAACUCGGACUGUAUCCAUACAUAGAUCCUACUACCAAGAAGGAGUACAACGGGGGUAUUCCCCAGAAGGGAAACCUAACUGCUCACCUGGAGAGAGCCUGGAAAGAUAUCAUCCAGUACCUUCCUGAGUUCAAACCUGGCUUGGCUGUGAUUGAUUGGGAAUCAUGGCGUCCACUGUGGGCAAGGAACUGGGACUCCAAAGACAUCUAUCGGAAGCAGUCCAUUCAAUAUGCUCAAGAAAAAGACCCAUCUCUGUCUGCUGCCAAUGCUGUUACUGUUGCCAAGGAAGAGUUUGAGAAAGCAGCCAGGUCAUACAUGAUGAAGACAAUGAAUCUGGGGAUCAGACAAUGUCCAAAGUACCUCUGGGGCUACUAUCUGUUUCCAAAUUGCUACAAUUACAAAUGGGAUGAGCCAGGGUACACAGGAGAAUGUCCAGCAGUGGAAAUAGCUCGUAACAAUGAGCUUCUUUGGCUGUGGGAGUCCAGUACAGCUUUUUUCCCUUCUGCAUACUUGCCACUCUCUCUGAAGGAAAGUCAUAAAGGAGCUCUCUUCAUCAGGGGUGUGGUAAAGGAAGCUGUGAGGGUGUCUGCUCUUCCAAACCUAAUCUACACAUCCCCUAUUUACGUCUAUCUGCGACCUCUUUUCCGUGAUCAGAACAAAGAAUACCUCAGUGAGGCAGAUCUAGUCAGGACUAUUGGGGAGAGUGCAGCUUUAGGUGCAUCAGGGGCAGUGCUCUGGGGUGCAUCUGCUGACUACAACAACAAGCCCUUAUGUCAAGCCCUGGCUGCCUACUUGCCAUCCACACUUAACCCUUAUGUAGUCAAUGUAACUGCAGCUGCGAAACUCUGCAGUGAUACUCUGUGCCAGAGCAACGGACGCUGUGUCCGCAAGAACUCCAACUCGGACGACUACCUCCACCUCCACCCAGAUCACUUCCAAAUUCAGGCGGAGAACGGGAAACGCCUAGCUAUUGGUGUACCUUCUCUAAGUGACCUUAAGUUCUUUGCAGACAAGUUUACCUGUCAGUGCUAUGUGGGGAAGGAUUGCUCUGCCAGCCUGUCCAUUUCACCUCCCCAAACUCCAGUAGUUAUUCAAGUGUGAUUUAAGCAACUAGAAAGUUUUCUGUAACAUAAUUAUGUUAUGCUAAUUUUAAACUUCAUUAAUACAUGAAAGAACAAAAUUUUUACUUUUUGAACAUUGUGGCCACAGGUGGGGCUGGGCAAAACAGUACAAGGCACUUUGAGAGUUAUUAAAUAACUCAAUCAGUGUGAAAAACAACAGUCAACUACAGCUGCCACACUUUGUGACAACAAAAAAAUAAAUAAUGUCUUUGUGGUUAAUCAGCUUAAUCUCAAACUAAAAUAUGAGGAGAAAACUAACCUUUAAAUUUUUAUCAUAUUAGAAUUGUUAUGUUUACUCAUUUGCCAAGUCUUCUUCUAUAAUGGAGCAAGGAAUAUAAAACCACUUCUUAAUACCAAAUCUCUCCAGAUUUUUCCUCUUCCAGGGUCCUAGAACCUCUCUUUUGAACACUUCUCUUCAGCUUGUUCAUCAGGUUUUCAUUGGGUUUAGGUCAGGGGACGCAGAUGGCCAUGGGUUUAGGUCAUGGGACGGAGAUGGCCAUGGGUUUAGGUCAUGGGACGGAGAUGGCCAUGGGUUUAGGUUCGGGGACUGAGGUGGCUCCAAAACAUCACAGAUCCUCCACCAUACUUAACAGUAGGAGUAAGGUUCUUUUCGUUUCAUGCCAAAGCCAUCUUAAAUGUUUGUUAUUUAAAAAGCUUGAUUUUUGUCUCCUUAGACCACAGAACCAAAGUUGCAUUCAAAGUUCCAUUUGAACUCCAGGAGCUUGUGUUUGUGUUCAGAUGAAAGAAAAGGCUUUAUUCUACUAAAUAGGUUGUUGGCAUGGAGGAAUUUUUGGAGACUCCAAAAUUCCAUAAUUACUUGCAAAUUUCCAAUCACAAUGCUUUAAAUUUUGGUUUCUCUAAUCAUUCUUCUCAAUGUGGGUAGGGGUAAGAUAAACAUACAUUCACUUUCAGGCAGGUUCACUACAGCAACACUUGGUUUAAAGUGUUGCUCUAACUGAGAAGCAGGAAGUGACAGAUGACCUUUUAAGAGUUCUUGAACACACAGGUAUUUCAUGAAGACAUUAAUGGUGUAUUUCAGUGCAGGUUAAAUGUCUCUCAGCCACUAGUUCCCUUCAGCACAAUCAUUAGCUAUACCACACUGAAGAGUUUUCAGACAAAUAGUCUGUUUAACUAUAUAGGUAGAAUGACUGAUUGAUUUAGGGCAGGGGUGUCCAGUCCUGGUCCUGGAGAUCCAGCCCCAAUCAAAAACACCUGACCCAGAUAAUGAAGGCCUUCAGGGGCAUCUGAAUAUUAGAGCAAGCAGUGUUUAAUCUGAACUCUCCAGGGUGGUGAAUCUCCUGGGCCAGGAGUGGACACCCCUGAUUCAGAGUUUUGAAGAUGUGUUUUUAAAUCUAGCAACAGCAAGAUAGCAAUCCUACUGAAGUCUAGUCUGGUUUCUGAAAGUAACUACACACACACACACACAUCAUCUAAACCGCUUAUCCUUCUGGGUCGCGGUGGGGUGCUGGAGCCUAUCCAUUGGGCAGAA